Molecule: messenger RNA, 1744 nt
Organism: Meloidogyne enterolobii
Lineage: Eukaryota; Metazoa; Nematoda; Chromadorea; Rhabditida; Meloidogynidae
Source: the annotation of a GenBank genome assembly
UGAUAAAAAUGAGCGAGAUAUUGGGGGAUUUGAAAGUCUGAGGAUUUCGAGAAAUAAAUUGGAUUAAAAGGGUGUUGGCUGAAUUAAGGAUGUCUACCCCUAGUCUAAAGUAUUGAAGAUUUCCUGAAAUAAAUCUCACAAACUUCUUCAUACCUUUACCUAUCGAUCUGUACAUCCAAGCAGAAUUACAAAAAAAGUGUCGGAUUUUCACAACAACUUAGAGCGAAUUUAAAAGCUAGAAAUGAUUUAAAAAAUUUUUAGCAUUCAAUGGACACUAUCUCAAACAAAAAUUGAAAAUGUAAUGGCUUAUUCAGAGCCAAGUGCUAAAUGCUCUUAUGAAAUAGAUUUUAAAUGGAUUGAAUACCCUCAUGGAGCUUUUCACGAUUGUAUUGGCGGUGAUAUGCAGACAGUCUUUCCAAAUAAGGCAGCAAAUGAUAUCAUAUUCUUUUUCUUCCAUUGUCAUAUAAAUAAAGAUUGUGAAAACCCCGCACACUUUAGAAAUGCAACAAUGUCACAAUUUGCUCCGUUUAAAAAUAUCGAUGGACUUAAAAAUGAUUAUACUGACAAUAUGUACGAAUACGUAGAUAAACCUAAUUGUACUGCUACUACAGACUGUGGCUCUAGAUUUUUGUUCUGCGAUCGUUCUAAUGAUGCUCCUCGUUGUCUUUCGAAGGUCCGUCCUGGCGGAAAUUGCAAAGGUUUCCCUAAUGCUGAUAUAUGCUACAACAGCACGUGUGUUAAUGAUGUUUGUGUUGUGUUAUCGACAAAAGCAGCUACAAUAACAGCAACUUCUACAGUGAAAAUGACUGAGAAACCAUCAACUACGACUCCUAAAAUUACGGAGGUGCCAACUACUAAAGCAGCAAGGUUGACGGAGAAACCAACCACCAUAACUCCGAAAGUUACGGAGGAAUCAAGCUCUACAGUAAAACCUAUAGAAAAACAAACUACUAUGGCACCGAAGGUAACGGAGAAACCAACUUCCACAGUGAGAGUGACAGAGGUACCGACUACUCAGGCAAAGAGAUUGACAGAAAAGCCGAACCCAACUCCUACUACGCCAAAAACGAUGGAAGUAACCACAACGUCCAAAAAACAAACUCCAACCACUCAAACUUCAACAACAAACAUGCAAGAGAAACCAAUCACACCUAUAAAAUCACCAGAAAUUAAAACCACAACGGAGAAGUUGCCUAUAACUACAACUGAAAAUAUAGAAUUUACGACAGAAUCUAUAACGACGGAAGCAGCUACAACAACAGAAACUCCCGAAGUGGGAACGACGCCAGAACUGAUAGAAACUACUACAAAUGAGAUUCCAGAAGAGACUACAACAAUGAUUACAACAAUAAGACCGACAAAACCUCAAAAGAAACUCACAACUAUAAUAACAACCAAAUUACUAACCAAAACAACAACAAAAAAGCCCAAAAAGUCCAAAACCAAAAAACCAAAGAAAGACAAAAAACAUAAGAAACAUCACACAACUGAACAAUUAACCUCUACACCUAUAGCAAAAACAACGAAAACAACCAAACCGCCAACAACGAUUAAACCAACAAAGCCAACUUCAAUUAUUGAAAAAAUAACAACAAAAAUUAUUGGGACCACAAAAAAACCGGAAAAAACUACAAAGAAACCUAAAAAAGGAAAAAAGAAAUGUAAAUGUAAAAAGCGAAAUCCUCCAAAAAAUACAAAAGAUAAUAAGAAAAGCAGUGAAGAAAAAAAGAAUGUUAAAAAUUGA